Messenger RNA from Cydia splendana, 3087 nucleotides. RefSeq lists its product as uncharacterized. The record is from RefSeq and is a predicted model, not a curated record. Bases 70 to 3087 code for a protein of 1005 amino acids. Gene Ontology annotation, molecular function: integrin binding. Gene Ontology annotation, biological process: cell-cell adhesion; integrin-mediated signaling pathway; cell adhesion mediated by integrin. Gene Ontology annotation, cellular component: integrin complex; external side of plasma membrane. NCBI's taxonomy places the organism in Eukaryota, Metazoa, Arthropoda, Insecta, Lepidoptera, Tortricidae. The transcript is spliced from 26 exons.
UUUUAUUGAUUUAAACUAUAUUUUUAACAACUUCAGUGGUAAUAUAUAAGAGAAAAAUAACUUUGAGUCAUGCUGCUGAUAGUAAGUUUGUUUCUCCUGCUGCGGACGUCAAUAGCGGUGUUCUUCCACGAGAAGUCGUCGAUCGUCAUAGCCCCUGCUGGAGAGAGUAAUGAUAUUAGCUUCGGCUACAGUUUGGGCUACCAGGGUGGGGACAAUGCAAGUAUUGUGAUCGGUGCGCCUCUGUACGACGAUACUGGACGGGUAUACCAGCGGUCCGUACAAGAUAUCUUGCAUGGAGAAACAACUUGUAAUCCGCUCGAUAUCGACUUUGCAGCUUUAAAUAUCACCUAUAACCGUACUCUCAGUCCAGACCAACACUUUUACCUGGGUGCUUCCAUAGCUGCAACGGAAAAGCUUUUUGUGACGUGUGCACCACUGCGGACCGCAUACGGCGCAUAUUUUGACGGGGAUGGGAAGAAGACGAAAGACGUGUUCGGGGCGUACGGGGCCUGUUUCACCUACGAUAGAAGCCACAAACCGCACGCGUGCCAAAACUACGGUUUGGAACACACGUUACAGAAGAAAAAAACUAUGGAUGUUUACGCAUACGGCAGUUCUGGUUGGAGUGCCAUAAUAGAUCAAGACAAGAACAAUAUAAUUAUAUCAAAGUCUUUCAACACUCCUGAUCUAUCUUACAGCACUUUAAAUCCAAGUCACAAAUACAAAGCUUUGUCAUUGAACCCAUCAUUAGCACUUGAAAAAAAUGAUUUUACAAGUUUUGGGAAAGCGAUGACAUUUGGAAAUUAUUUCGACAAGGAUAAAAACAAGACUUUCUACGCUUUUAGUUUGAGAUAUAUGUCUGGAAAAGGAGCGAUUGCUUUCUACCAUAGUGACGGCACGUGGAAACCAUUACAAAGCCCGGACUCCACCGGCCGUCGCACCCGCAAGCCAUACAGGCUGGAGGAUAAACAUGUGGGCAGCAUGUUCGGCUCGGCGUUGGCCAGCGCCGACGUCACCGGUGACGGCGCAGUGGAGCUGUUCGUGGGUGCGCCCGCGCAAGUCUCGGAUGCGCGCAGCGCGGACAGAGGCGCGGUACAUGUUUAUACUAAAUCAAAAUCGGAUAAGCGAGAAAUGGAAUUGAAACUGGUAAUUUGGGGGGUUAAGGACAACGCUCGAUUCGGAACUACGUUGUCCACCAACGAUGUGGAUGGAGAUUCCUAUCCUGAAAUAUAUGUUAGCGCUCCAUUCGAAAACUCAGGUGUUGGAGCAUUGUACAUCCUGUGUGGGCACGAAAUAAAAAAUGUGAAAGAACCAAAGAUUCUAGUCUCUGAACUGAAAAGAACACAAAUAAUUAAAAAAGAAACUCACACAAUCUUUGGAUUUAGUCUUCAACCAGUGAGCGACUUUAAUGAUAAUGGCAGUGAUGAACUAGGCGUGGGCGCACCGGGCAAUUCUAGAGUGACAUUGUUUUCGGGGAUCCGAGCCAUUACGGUGAAUGUAACUUCGAAGAUUUCUGACUCAGUGUUGGAUCCUGUUUCUGGGUUUUCUACUCUCAUCUUCUCCUCAUGCGUUACUGUGGAUUUGCCAGUAAAACCGAGAAUAAUCACUACAAAGUUAUUGGUAAAAAAUGUGAUAAGCGGGAAUGGGGCAUUUAAUCACAGCGGCGAAGCCACCUACGAAAUCAAUUUAGCGUCGAAAGAACACAGUCUUGAAGUCGGUAGCCUCAGAGAAUAUUGUAGGAAUAUCACUAUUGUUGAUGCAUCUUUCUGCAUCGUGAACACAACGGUAUCAACUAUAGAACGUAUUGAAGAUCACGAAGAAUUUAACGAAACUUGGGUCACACUGAGCGCAGUGAGCGAGUUGACAAGAUCAAACCGUUUCGAGUGCGUUUGUCCAAAACCAGGUUGCGCGCCCGAGCUUAACGCAGAACUGCGAUGGUCCGGGAGCAAUUAUACCAACGAAGUAACCGACUACCUCAUCGGAUCCUCCAAGUUCGAGACGUUGAAAGUAGCGGUCCACAACACAGGCACUAAAGGCUGCAGAAGCUGUACUGUAAUACGCGUGCGCGGUCUGGAUCAUCAGCUACAAUGCCAACGCGAGCGCAACGAUGUUCGCUACAUGUGCCCUCUGGAGAGCUUCAUGGGAAAUACUACCAAGACCAUCGACAUUCAGCUAGUGAUGGACACACUAAACAACCAGGAAAACAAUUUCACUGUCGACGUGGAGGUUCGAGACGAUUGUGAGGAGCCGGGACCAAUGACUACCCUGACAGUUCCGUACAAUUUCACCAAAGUGUUCAACAAUGUCAUCAUUGAUGGAAUUUCUAUGAACCGUGAAAUAGCAGACACGGAAAUUCAGGAUGAAAGGGAAGGAAUUCUCUUCCACGAACAAACUUAUACAAUCUUUAACAACCAGUCUUUUAUGUGGAAAAAUAUAUUGGUAAAUGUCACAGCAAAGAACAAGCCAUACAUCCAGAACUUUAGGGUCGCUAUAAAGCAAACUGACAAGUUUGCUGAAUAUAAUGGCACAGAGGACUUUUUGUGGGGAUGCGUUCUCAGUUUAGCCCCAUAUUCUAUAACUAAAAUUUCCAUUUCUACUAAUAUUUUGAAAAAGGAACUCGCACAAUAUCUCCAAAAAGGGAACAUUACUAUACCAUCAGAGCUUGUGCUAGAAUUACUCCCACAUAAGACUAAGAACAGAAACUUAACAUCAGUGCUGACAUUCAAGACAGAGAAGACAUUCUGGCAUAACAAACCUCUCAUCAUCAUGGUCUCCCUUCUUGCGGCUUUUCUGGCCCUGGUUAUCAUCACCGUAAUACUCUACAAGCUUAAAUUCUUCAGAAGGAAAAAUAAAGAAAAGCUUAAGCAAGAAAUAAGAAGGCGUAGCAUACGUCGAGAAAGCAGUCGACGCCAUGCACCAUCGGAUGCCGAUGGGACUCAAGCUCAACCCGCUGAUACAGUGGACUUAUCGGUAGUGAAAGAAGAAUCUUGUGACCCUACCAACACAAUACAAGACAGGACAAGUUGCGAAUCUACCCUCAACGCAGCGCCGAGCGACACUGCACUGUCCGGUGCGCUUACGCAGUGA